Molecule: messenger RNA, 14142 nt
Organism: Vidua macroura (Pin-tailed whydah)
Lineage: Eukaryota; Metazoa; Chordata; Aves; Passeriformes; Viduidae
Gene: ZNF469
Product: zinc finger protein 469
Exons: 2
Coding region: 1-12360 (4119 amino acids)
Source: RefSeq, a predicted model, not a curated record
AUGACUGGAGAGACCCAGCAUGUUUACACCAUCGGCGAUACUGAGGCCGGCCCCAAAGAGCCCGACAAGGACUUCGGCUGCGAAGGCUGCGGGGACAAGGAUGGGAGGGCGCUGGGCGGGGAGGGGACAUCCCCCUUCCCCGGCCCCAAGGACAAGGAGCCCCACAGCCAGCGGGAAGCCGUGAUCCGGCCGCAGCAAGCGGGGAAGAUCGACUUCAAAUCCCUCCAGUGCAAGCCCAAGUUCGGCAAUGACAGCGCCUGGGGAGAGGUCAAGGGCAGCCCGCUGUCCCCGCCGGGGAAGGGGCGAGCCCGGGAGCGCAGCCGGCGCUCGGGGAAGGGCGAGCGGGGCCACCAGCAGCUCUACCGGCUCAGCAUCGCCGGCACCCGGCCCAGCCCCACCAUCGGCAUCGCCUACCCGCAGCAGAAGGUGACGCCCCCGAAGAAGCCGGAGGUGACCCCCGCGGCCGGCAGCUACCGCUUCCACGUGCCCAGCAUCCCCCAGCGCGACGCCGAGCACCGGCCGGAAGAAAUCGGCUUCGGCCGCUGCUUCCCCGACGCCGGCGGCGGCCGGACCCCCGCCAGUUAUACCUCACAGCCCGGCCCCUCCCUCGGCCCCAAGGGGCAGCCCCCCGCCGCCGGCAUCCCCCUCAAGAGCCCCGGCACCCAUGGGCAGCUACAUUAUUUAGAGUUCCAGGCAAACCGGGCCGAGUCGUGGCCUUCCCCGGAGAAGAGCUUUGCCGGUGCUACCUACGGGAUCUCGGUGCAGAAGCCCAGCUCUUUCUCCGAGGGUGGCAAAGCCGCUGUGCACGGCCUGGGGGCUUUGCCGUGCCAGUUCCCCUUCCAGCUGCUGCACGAGGCGGGGAAGGAGCCGUUCCGCAGCAGCGCGGGCAGCCAGGAGUACCUGGACGUGGGAAUCGCCGCCACCGCCCAGCUGGCUCCCGGCGCCUUCGCCUUCCACUCGUCGCCCAGAGAGUGGCCAGAGGAGCCGCUGGGCGGGGGCUCCUACGAGAGCGUGUCCCCCGAGGGGCGGCUGUACGGGCUGCCCGUGCCCCCUCCUCCGCCGCCGCCGCCCUUCCUGCACCCGCCGCCGCCGCCGGCCCUGCACCACGGCCCCUUGCCCUGCUGCAAGGGCAGGGCCGAGCAUCCCGCCGACCCCACUGGUGCUCUCCCGUCGUCUGGUGCUAUCGACCAAAACCCAAGCACUUUCCAAGAAAACCAAGCUGUUUUUCCGUCUAGUUUACACUCGCCUACCAUGCCAAAGCCGGUGGGGAAGAGGCAAGCCUCGGCCAAGGACGGCGUCCCCAGCCCGCGGCUGCUGGUGCAGAGCAGCCCCCUGAGAAGGACCGUGCCACCAAACUCCCUGUCCCAAGUGCACUUUCAGAGCAAGGCCUAUUGCAGCUCCCCCGCGGGCAGCAGCGGCGCGGGAGCCGUGCCUUUCGAGACGAGCGUUCCCACUGCGGCACCCACCCACCCCAGGCUUGUGCAAGCUUGGGAAGGUGCCACGAAGGCGUUUUCUCCCAUGGACCAGAAUUCAGCACCUUAUUCAAACCCUGUUGGAAACCAGUUCUCAUUCGAGUGCCAGUCUGGCCCCGAGCAGAGGCAGCACAGGCAGAAAAAUGCCAGGCUGCCUUGGCAGCAGAUGCACCUCCCUUCUGCAGUGCCCGGUGCCAACAGGCUGGAGCUGUCGAGACACAUCAGCAGCCAGAAGCUCCCCUUCCCCCUGGGCACGUCGGACUGGCAGGGCAGCGGGAAAGCCCAGAAAGGGCCCCCCAUAAACAAUUCUCCGGGGUAUCACAGCAAAAAGCUGCUAUCGGGAGAGAGCCUGCAGAGGGGAGAUCCCAGCGUGACGGGAGCUUUUUCCUUUGAGAGUGGGAAGGAACCAGGGUCUCCUGCCUGCGACUCGAGAAGCAAAGCCCUGUUCUACAGUAUUGCUCAAGCAGCUCCUCCUCCUCCUCCCUCAAGGAGCUCGUCAGGCUCAGGGCUGGUCCUGCCACCGUCAGCCUUGGCAGCUGCCUCCCCUUGCGAGUCCCCGCUGCCGUCCCCUGUCCCCAACCCCACGUGUGGCAGCACCUGCUCGUCGCUGUCCCCCGUGUCCAGCAGCCCACUCAACCCCGGCUUCGAGGACAGCCAGAUGUCCGGAGCGCUGACCCCCUCGCCCUUCUUCCAGCACCUCUGCCAUGCCAAGGAUGCCAACAAAGCCUUCCACCCCUCCGAGGUUCUGAGUCCCAGCUCGCUUCACUACCACCCCCCGGACUCUGUCAAGUCCUUCGUCUUCCCUGCGGAUGCUCUGAAAGACGACAGCCUCCUGAAAUGUGCCCCGGGCAGCCCGUUCCACAAACCCGGCGGGGAGGCGGCCAAAGGCUGCUCGGAGGGGCUGGAUGGGGAGCAGCCUCCGCCUCCCUACUCCUCCCAUCACCUGCUGGCCACCUCCCUGAGCAGUGCCAGCCUGGACCAGCUGGACGUGCUGCUGACCUGCAGACAGUGUGACCAGAACUACAGCAACCUGUCCUCGUUCCUGCAGCACCGCCAGUUCUGCGCCUCCCAGCCCGCUGCCCAGGCAGAGCCCAAGGACGCUCCCCGGGCAGCCGAGGGGCGGAAAGCGCUCCCGCCGGAGCCUCCCAGACCCCUGGCGCUCUCUCCAGACCCCCAGGGACAUCUGUUGGCAUUAAACAAGAGCGACGACUUCUUGCUGGACGGGGAAGGCAAAAGUGAGGGCAAGGAGGAUGCUCUGAAGGGCGGCCUCUUCCACGGCCUGGCCGCCAGCUCCCUCCCGCUCAGCGCCUCCGACCUGGACAUCGACGAUGCCAAGCUGGACAGCCUGAUCACCGAGGCGCUCAACGGCCUGGGAUACCAGUCGGAUAACCCGGAGAUCGACAGCAGCUUCAUCGACGUGUUCGCUGAUGAGGAGCUGCCGGGCGUGAAGGCGGCUGCCGGGGGGAUGGCCCACAAGGCCAAGGAAGGCCUGGCCUCAGAGAGCAAAUCCAAGCAGGCAGCGGAGGAGAAGGCAGCAGGAGAGGCCAAGGCUGGCUGUUUUUGUGAAGAUGACCAGCCAGGUGGGGAGCAGGUGAAGAGAGGGCCAGGAAAGCGGCACCUUCACAAAGGGAGGGUGGCACGGAGGGUGGCACCGCAGGAGCCGGAUCCCGCGGCAGAGGGAUCAGAGAGGACAGCCAGGCUGAGGGCGGGCAGGAAGAACAGCAUCCCACCAGCCAGCACCUCCAGCCAGAAGCAUCCCAGGAAACUCGGCCAAGACCCUCUGAUGAAGAGUGAGGUGGGGCCAGGCGUCGCCACCAAGAGCUCCAAGCCACCGCGGUUCUCCAUGAAGGACGUGAAGAAGCGGAAGCCCCGAAGCGGGACGUGGAGCAAGGAGCUCAUCCACAAGAUCGUGCAGCAGAAGAACAAGCUCCACAAGCUGCAGGUGAAGAGCAGCAAGCAGGCCCAGUUGCCCCAGGCCACCGAGAGGCCGCUGGCAGCCACCAAGGAGGGCAGGCUGCGGGAAUACGACUACGUGUCCGACUCGGAUGAGGAGGGGGCAGAGUGCAGCAAGCCCCGGGGCAGGAAGAAGCGUGGCAUGGCAUUCGUGGGGAGGAGCAAGUACAGCUUCAGCAAGAAACGCCUGGGCAGAAGCGAGAGAGCCAGAGAGAAAGACCCAGCCUGGAGCUACAGCCGGAAAAGGGACAGUCAGAAAAGGGAGGCACAGGAGGACGGGGAUGUCCCGAGUCAGGAGGAUGCUGAGAAAGAGGAUUGUGCUGCCAGAGCCCGAAGGAGGAGCAGCCACUCCUCUGCUGGCAGCAACCACAGCGUGCCCAGAGAGAUGGGCACGAGCCCACCCCGCCCUGGUGGGGCUGGUGACAAGGGUGGCACUCAGAGGAGGAGGCGCUCGGGCAGCCCAGCCCGUGUGCCAAGGACUCCCCUCAGCCCUCCCCAGCACAGCAGCCCAAAGACGAGCCAGGAGAGCAAAGAGGACAUUCCCAGGGGGAGCAGGAGAUUUGGCUCAGCCAAACCUUUGCUGGCAGGCUCCAGGACACGGCCGAGUGCUGAACCAGAUGUUGCUGCCAUGGACUGUGCAAAGGAGGAGCCGUCACCGCAGCCCCAGGAGAGGCAAAUGCUCGGCACGGCCACCCCAGGACGGAACCCUGCCAGCUUCACCUCUAAGGAGGGGGUGGAAGAGCCCAGAGGAGCAGCAAAGCUCCCAGGUGAGGCAGGAGAACCCACCCUCCAGGCUCAGGGCUCUCCUGAGCUCACCGUGGACCACCAGAGGCACCAGUUUGCCCCUUUCCCAAGUGAAGGGCUGAAAUACCACACAGAGGAGGUGAUUGCUCCACCCCACGGCGGUAACAAAUCGAGUCCUGGCCGUGGGAGUGCCACCUGCUCGGAAGCAGGAAUGAAAUUCCGAAAGGGCCAGGGGCUCUGUGACGGUCGGAAGGAUUAUCCCACACCAGCUCCCACCUACGGGGGGGAUGCAGUGGGAAUGAUGCUCGCUGCCAAGACGCCCGAUCCGUAUGUCAGCGGUGACAACGCGUUUUUUGACCCCAAAGGCCUUCCCGGUCACUACGAGGACAACCUCUUCCCAAAGCCCCCAGCCCUGGGCUCCUCCCACAUGGAUGACGUGUACCUGUGCCGGGAUGACAUCAGCGCCAGCUCCUUCGAGCAGAAACACUCCGGCAUCUCCCCUUUUGCCACGGAGAUGCCGCAGGGCAAAGUGUCCUCCCCUCUCAGCUUUGACUCCUCGUCGAUAUUCGGCGAGCUGCCCGUCUCCGAGUUCGAUCCGUACGAGGGCAAGGAUGGAUACGUGACAGCGUUCCCCUGUCCCGGGAGCGGCCCCCGCAAGCCGCUGCCCUUCGAGCAAGCGUACCCACCCUUCCUGCCAGAGAAAGACUGGUCCCUCAUGGAGGAGGUGGCUCCCAUGCUGCCAGAAGACAUGUCUCAGUUCCACAGCCUCUCCGUGGAGAAGCCACCAGCCAAGAAAUUCCCCGAGGAAGGAGCUGUCCCCGGCAGCCAGCUCUCCCUGCCGCUGCCAGACAGGAUCGCGGAUUACAACGUGACCUUCAUGGGCAACAUUUCAGACGACGAGCUGGAGAUCAAGCGCUUGGUCACGGAGCUGGAAAGCCAACUGCAAACCAGCAAGUUGGACUCGGAGGUGUCCGUCACCCUCCAGAAAUCCGAGCCAUCCGUGGCUGUCCACCUGCGAGCACAGGGGGCCGAGCGGUUCCCGGUGCUGUCCCAGGGAGAGCCAGAGGCAGGCCAGGAGAAAGGGCUGUUUUUGGCAGGUGAGCUGGGCAGAUCGAGCCUCUGCGUUGAGGAGAGGCUGGCAGGGGAGAAGCCAGACAUGGUGACAGCCCGUGAGGGCUACGAGAGACCCAGGGAGCCCUGGCCGUGCCCGCUGGAGCUGGGCUCGCUGGAAACCGGGAUGUGCGACCCAGCCCCGCUGGCCACAAACCAUUUCUGCUCCAAAGACAGCAGUGAGCAGCUCCAGGGAGCUGCGGCCACUGAGGAAAGAGACCUCAGGAAGAUGGAAAAUGGGUCUUCUUCCAGCAGUCUACCUGGCUCAAGCACAGCUGACCAAACAGAGGCUCCCAUCUACACCGGCCCUGUGACAAAAAGCCCUCCUGUUGUCACUGACACCAUGUUCCCCGAGACCGUGGGUGCAGCAGAAGUAACCAAAGACCCCCUGCCAUCCCUGCCAUGCCAGUGCGGUGCCGAGGGCUUCCCUGUGCCAGGGAAAGCAGACACUGAUCCUGCGGAGCUGGAGAAGUUGGAUGCCCAUCUUCCAAACCCUAAACCCCAGUUUGGGUUUCAGCAGGGUCCCACCCCAGCCUUGGAUCUCGCCUUUUCACCUCACAUCAAAGAGGUCCCAGAUACAGAAGAAAAGACCUUAAGCAGGACUGAGCCCCCCAAAACAGUGAAAAACGCUGUGGAUCUCAAAGGGGGUGGUGAUGGGCCUGCGCUGGUGGAGGAGACGGAGGAGAGGAGGAGUCCCAACACCUAUCAAAGCCCUGGAGCCAGUGACAAAGCCAGCAAGCCCAAAGUGCUGCUGUUUGAGAUGCUGAGUGUGCCCAAGGAGAGCAACCGCCCUUCCCAGGAGAUGAUGGGGGCAUCCCAGGAGACCUCUGCCAACCCCCUGCAGCAGCUCCAGCUCUUCGUCGCCCGGACGGUGAAGAACAACGAGGAGGAGCUGUUGAUGCCGUGCUUCCCCGGGCUGCUGGCUCCCAGCCACCCCUCUGCCACCACCCGCGUCCAGACGGAGCACCAGGAGCAGAGCAGUGGUGCCUUGGAAGGAGAAGAUGAGACCCAAGGGGAAGGGGAUCUCCCCACUGGAAAUAUCACUGCUCCAGGGAAAGAGGUGCUUUCUCCCAGUGGAUGUGAGCAGCUGGAGGCGUUGGACGCAGAGGGCUCUUACCACGCAAAACAAUCCACGUUGGCAAAGCCGGAGCUGCAAAAUAAUGUAACAGAGCUGCAGCACUUAGCAAAUGAAGCCCCGGAGCCGAGGGACAUUAAUAUCCCUGCAGAUGGUGUUUCCCAGGAGCGUAAUGACCUCUCACCACCCAACAGCACCGCGGUGACCUCGCUGCCAGGGCAGGGAAGGAAAGCUGAUCAGCUCAGGGAAGAGCAGGAGGGAGAUAACAACACAACGACCUUGGCAUUUAGGAAACAUGAGCAAUCCCACCCCAGCCGUGGUUUGCUCGAGGAAGAAAUGCUGGGCAGAGGAGAGGGGGAGAGGCUGGAAAGAAGUUGGGUAGGGAAGGGGGCGCAGCACCCAGGCAGUGCUCCCACGAGUCCUGUCGGCCCCUUUGGUCCCUCUGAGGGGGAGCUCCACCAGGAUCACAGCUUGGGGACAGAGAUAAAAGCCAGCACGGUCAGUGCAGAUGUUCCCAGAGAAGGGAACGUCAAGUUGUCCCUCAAUGGCUGUGAUGACACAGAUGAAUCUCCAGCCAGCCUGCUCUCACCAGCCAAAUAUUCCAACCUCAAAUGCUUGCAGAGCAGCGGGGCCGAGGGGGGAGAGGUCCCCAGUUUAGGCACUCAGCUCUCGGAUGAGAAGAAUGCCUUGGAGAUGGGUGGUCCCCGGGAACCUCCUGGGAAAGACUGUUCUCUUCCCUGCUCGCCACCUUUCCACCAAAAGGGUGUCGGGAAGGAGGUCCCCGAAAACACCGGUGCUGUGCUGCCAGAUUUUAAAGAAAACCAAGGGUGUGCCAUCACAGACACAGUCGUUAACUCCACCCCUCCAGAAACCCAGGACUAUCCAACCCAGCCCAGAGCGGAUCUCCUGCCCAUGGAAGGAAGGGAGGUCAACCUGAACCAAGAGAACAAGCUUGAAAACUGCUCCCAUGUCAGGAACAAGCAUCAAAGUGAACCAGAGGCUUUGUGCAAUGGUUUUGCUGUUCAGGACAUGUCAGCUGCCAUCAGCAGAGGUCUUACAAGGGUUGGAGAUCUUGGUCCUGCUGAAUUAAAUGGCCAUGAGUUUUCAGGGGCAGCAGAGGUGAGACUUGUUCUUUCCAAAACCACAGAGAGUGAAGGAAAGAGUUUAAAGGGGGAGAAAUCCAAAAGCCAUGGGGCUGCAGAAGCUGGGGGUUGUGUGUUAAACAGCGUGGGCCAAGGAGAGGACUACACACCCAGCAGUACUCCAGACCCAUCCCAAAAUGAACUCCACAAAGGAAGAAAGCCCAAUGGACUCCCGGUGACCUGUGACAUUUGCUCAGCCACGUUCCGGUCCAAGCCCGGCCUGACCAGGCACAAAGCUGUCAAGCACCAGGUGAAGAACGGUGGUUUGCCACAGCCCAGCAAGACUCCCAGGUCCCCUCUGAUUCCUGCACACAAGACAUCAAAAGCAGCCCAAAAGGUGCCCAGGAGGAGCCUGAAGGCGUCGGUCAAAGACAAAACCUGCAGCUCACAGGCGCUGACCUCCACCGUUGAACGCGUUCCCAAGAAAAUACUCGCAGACCUGGAGAAAGAGCCCAGCACGCAGAUGCAGGAGGUGGUCAGCAGAGUGCUCAGCGACCUCAGCGUGAUCUCCUUGGAGAUGUCCCAGGAGCUGCACCGCACACGCGUCCUGCAGAGGGAGGUGAAGGCAAAGGGACCGCGCCCGGAGAUGAGGGGGUCGGGAGAGGCAGCGUCUGGGAAGCUGGAUUUGGGAUGGCAGGUCAGGAAGGGAGAAAAGGGCAGAAGGAGCCAAAGCAAAGAUCCUGGUGAGGGGAAGAGCAGUUCUGAGAAGCAGCUCAACAGGAAAGUGAGGCGAAGGAAAACGAAGGUGUUUCCCAGCAGGAAUGAGCCCGAUGGUCCCUGUGAGCUGGAGAAGAGCACAGGUCCUGCUGCCCUCAGCUCCAGCCUGCCCGGGAUCAUGGAGGGCUUGCACGAGCCAGAUGGUUGCAUCUCCACAGAGAAGCAAAACAGGACCAGCGCAGCCCAGCACUCCCAAAAAGCCAAAGAGUCCUCUUGUGCAGCCGAGCUGGAGGAAGACCUGGGCAGCAGGAUGGGGUCUCUAAAGGAGAUGGUCAGCAAGGAGACAGCCACGGGCACCUGUCCUGGGGAGGUGGAAGAUCCAGAUGCAGUGGAAGACACGCAGGCUUGCAGAAAAUGGAUCAGUGGGUUUGUGGAGCAAGUGGCGAAGGGAUGGGGCAAGGUGGGCACAGAGCAGCAUCGUGGUGCUGAUGGCACAGAGGACAUGAAUGCUGGGACAGGGGACAGUCCUGUGGCAGGCAGUGACACCAGGAACUGGAGUGGUGCCCUGCAGGGUCCCACAGCUCCUGGCAAAGGGGCUUUGCUGCUGGAGAACCACGAUUUGGGAACCACCCAAAAUGCUUCUGGGCAUGGUGCUCUGCAGACCGCGCCGGGGACCAGCCCCUCUCCUGCAGAUCCAAAGCGGUGGGUGAAGGCAGAUGUGCCACCAGGCAGGGAGCACUGCGGGGACAGCACGGCCACCUCAGACCUCCAGAGCUUUUUCGACGAUGAUUCCACCUUCUCCCAGCUGUUCCCCAGGGACGACCAGUUUGUCCGGAGGAAGUGCACGCGGGUGUAUGGGAAACGCAGCAAGAAACCCAAACCUGUCCCCGAGGUCAGCCUGCAGCCAGCGGGGGCCAUCGACCUCUUCACCAUCCGCCUGGCUUCUGACCUCAGCGACACCAGCUCCUUCUGUGUCACCAGGGAGGACCCUCACGAGUACGAGACCAUCUCCGUUGACGAUGCCCUGAUGCUGAACAUGUGUCACGGCAGCAAGGCAAAGAGCGGAGAUGCUGCUGCAGAUGGAUCUAAAAGCAUCGAGCUGAGGUUGGACCAGGAGGAGACCGACCAAGGGAAGGAGGACAUUGACCUGGAGGACAACAUGCUGACCUUCUUGUGCCAAAACAGCCACGGGGACAACGUUCCCAGCUUGAACAUCUGGGGCAGUCUGGAGAAGGAGGGGGAAAGCCUCUCUGCCGAGGACAUGUUUGAGCCUCUGAUGGACCUUGAGGAUGAGCACUCGCUCCAAGAAGCGAGCUCCGAGCCCCCCGACCUGGCAGAGGAGUCCUACAAUGGCAAAGAUAAUGGGGAUUCGGACUCCCCCGAAUUUCACACCAUCGACAUUGAGAUGCUUAAUGCAAAGCUGAAAAUGAGAGACAUGUGCUUCUUCAGCCCUUGCGAGGAUCUUCCUGGCCAUGGCGAGGACAACGCCGUGAGUUUGAAGCCAAGGUCGGGCAAGCACAGGAGCAAGGUGGAAGAUGGGAAAUUGGGGAAAAACCGCGGGGACAUAACCAUCAAAACCAAAGACAAGCAGUACAAAUGCAAAGUCUGCUUCCAGUGGUUCCUGACCCUGGGGGAACUGGACUUCCACAAGCUCUCCCACAACCCUUCCCCUCCUCCUACCUGCUACAUGUGUGUCCAGCGCAAAUUCAGCUCCCGGGAGCAGCUCCGCGACCACCUGAAGGAGAAGCACACCAGGAACAAAGCUGGGCUGUGGGCGUGCGGGAUGUGCCUGAAGGAGAUCUCCGACGUCUGGAUGUACAACGAGCACCUGCGGGAGCACGCCACGCAGUUCGCGCGCAAGGGGCAGGCGCAGAAGUCGGUGAUGGGCCUGCCGGGCUGCUUCGGUGAGGACAAUGCCGCCGUCACCCACUUCCUCAACACCAUCAUGUGUCGGAAGCCCAGCAGGUCCUCCCGGCACGGCGACCCCAGCGGCCGGCAUGGGGUCAGCAGAGAGAGCAAGAGCCCCAAGGAGUUGCCCCUUGAGCAGGAGAAGGUGAUGAAAGACCCCUUGGAAAGCGGUGUCAAAGUGAAGCCACCUGCGCCCAGCUCCUCCAAAGCGUCCUCCAGCCCAUCUCCAGAGCACACGGCAAAAAGUGAAAACACCCCAAAAUCUGUCCCCAUGCACCCAGACUGCAAGGAUCCUUCCCGGGACUGCCAUCACUGUGGCAAACAGUUCCCCAAACCCUUCAAGCUCCAGCGGCACUUGGUCGUGCACAGCUUGCAGAAGAUUUACUUGUGCCACAAGUGCCCCAUGUUCUACCAGGAGACCAAAGAGCUCCGGAGCCACCUGAGCCAGGAGCACGGCGUGGUGGAGGAGCAGGAGAUCAAGCACACCACCCUGUACGCCUGCGAGCUCUGCGCCGACGUCAUGCACGUCAUCAAGAAGUCCUUCAUCUGCAGCAUGUGCAACUACACCUUCUCCAAGAAGGAGCAGUACGACCGGCACAUGGAGAAGCACCUGGCGGGCAGCAGCAAGACCUUCAAAUUCCGAGGGGUCAUGAGGCCUGGCGCUGCCUGCAGGGAGGGCAGGGAGAAGGUGAAGGAGGACGGAUCUCUCCGGGAGGGAAUGCCACCGAGCAAGAAGCGGAAGGUGGCUCACCAUGGCAGCUCAAUCCCACGCAGGUCACCAGCCCACCUAGGCCCCACGAGUGACCUUCAGCUGGUAGAAGCUGGAAGCCCCAGCCUGCAGGUUCCCACUGACUCCUUCCCAACAGCACCUGGUGACCUGGGAGCACCCCAGCCCUCCGUGAAAGCAGAAGUCCUGGUGGGUGACUUCUCUGAGCUCCUGGCAGACAUGGAGAAGUCCCCGUUUGACCCCUUGCCACCACCGCCCUGCCUGUCCCCAUCUCUGCCGCCAGCUGCUGCAGGCAGCCCCGAGCUCGGCCACAUCGCUGGCCUGUCCAUCGAGGAGCUGGAGAAAGGAGCCUUUGAUGGGAAGCCACUUCCUUUCUUGGACUCGCCUGAGUUUCCCAUGGACCUUGCUGGCUUGGCUUGUCACCAGGCCACCAACCAAAAACUGUCCCCUCCCCUCCUGACGCAGAAACAUGGCUGUGCCGAUGCCCAUAAAACAACAAGCACAGGCAACAAAGAUGAAUACGGGGCCUGUAUCCUGGAAAAUCCCAGCGCAGACACCAACGCCAUGGAAGGGAUCCCCUAUCUCCAGCUUGCCAAGAAGGUCUCAGAGCUUCCUUCCCCUAAGGCAGAGUCUCCACAAGCCACGGACACCCCCAAAUGGGGCAGCCCCAGUGCCAGUGACGCCUCUGCCUGGGAGGGCGCGGCUAAGCCGGUGUCUCCAGAAGGUGCCCACCAGCCCCUGGCCCCAAAGGACAGGACAGCAUCGCCCACACUCAACAGAGCUUCCAAAGAUUCAGCGCCACCAAAGAAGACCGUGGGCAGCGAGGCUGCUCCCAGUGUGGGCAGCCCCGAGGAGGGUCAGCAGCCCAUCUCGGGGAAGGAGAAAUCCGUGCCCGAGGCUAAGGACAGUAGCGCUAACGCCAAGGACCAAGGCGGCAACCCGGGCAAAUCCAGCGGCCACCAGCCCAGAGAUGAGGCGGCCAGCAACACCACGAGACACGGCCACGCGGAGCCAGGCAGAGCCGCCGGCAAGCUUCACCCCAAGAGGAGGAAAGAACACAAGUCCUUGAGCCACCGGAGCAGCUCCGGCUCGCGGGAGAACAUGGAAGGAGACGGGAAGAAGAAGAAAGCCCGGCCACCAUGCCCGGCCAGGAGCGAGAGCACCGCUGAGCUCAAACGUGGCAGCUGGAGCAACGCCGAGGCGCCCGCCCUGUCCCCCGGCAGGAGGGACACGCACUGCACCAAGCUGGGACCCAAGCCCAGAACGGGCCCCCAGCUGAAGAAGAUGGUCCUGGACCCUUACAAUCAGAAGAAAGGGGAGCUCCGCCACGCCAACGGGGACGUGAAGCGCAGGAAGGCCAUUCUGGGCAAGAGCCUCCACCAGGUGUUGGCCAAGGGGCCAGCGCCGUCCCCGCGUGGCUCCUGGCACGGCCCCCGCGCCGCCCGUGGGGCCAAGGCGGCCGGCCCGGCCAGCUACCGCAGCGCCGAGUCCCAGAACAACCUGCUCAGCCAACUCUUUGGGCAAAAAUUAACCAGCUUUAAAAUUCCUUUAAGAAGAGAUACUUCAGAAUAAUUUAUGGAAGUGACUUAUGGUGAUCCUCAGCUGCUUUCAUGGGGUUUGCAAGGGAAAAAUUAUCAAAGCAUUAAAUUCGUUUGUGUAGCAUGAUUUCUCUGUCUAGCUUAAAUGAACUUGCACUGCAGCCUCUGUGAAAUAGUUUGCUUUGUGUCUACUAAUCUACUUUAAUUCACCUGAUUUAUCAUGCAAAUGCUAGAACUUUGAUGUUGCUGAUGAUUUUCAUGAACUGAAAUUGUAAUCGCUUUGGGCAGACUGAAUCGUCGAGAGCAAUUGCUUUAUUGCAGAAGUGCUGAGGUUAUAAGGAUACUUGCAAAUCUCAGACCCUUUUGAGUCUGUGUCUGUGUUAUCUUUGUACAAAGUACUUGAAGAGAUGAACUUCAUUCCGUAGACGUCUUAUUCAUAAGGUGCAGUACACUGUAGAAAGCAAAUUUUUUUUUUUUUUUUUGAAGAUUUUGCACAAAUAAUCCCAUACAAUUCAUUUAAUUGGGAGCUGGCCUAAGCGAUGAUACAAUUAAAAAAUUAAAUUAAGACCCGAGUGUCCUAUAUUUUGACAGCCAUCCCUAAGAAUUUUGUUUCUACAUCGUCAAGAGAAGAACGACCCAGCUCUGGGGUUCUGGGGCUGUCAGAGCCCUCCAGAGGAUGCUGCCACUCUUUGACCACUGUAGACGAUGGGACUGGAGGAGAAGCGUCCCCGCGAGCAAACUGCACCUUGACACUUGUGACAAACUCUGAUUUUUUAGGGUUUUUUGGAUUUUUUGGGGGGUUUUUUGGUUUGGUUUUUUUUUUUUUUUUUUGUGUGUGCGUGUGCGUGUGUGUGUUUUUUCUUUUUGUUUGUGUUUUGGGUUUUUUUUGGUUUUUUUUGUGCAACGAGAAAACUGUGCCAAUUUACCGCAGCGAAAACCGGUACUGUCCGAGUGCCCUCAACGGUAUCACUUCUAAACUCUCUUACUGUAUUGACGUAGUGGCUCUAUAGGUAUCCGCUUGUACUAUGCAGUUACUGGUGCUAUUCUUCAUUUGUAAUGUGAAUACAGACUUCCUUGAUUGAAAAAAAAAAAAAAAAAAAAAGAAGGGAAUUGGUCGGGAGAAGCGAUUAUCUGUCAAAAAAAGGGAGCAGGAAAAGAGAAUUUGAAAAAAAAAAAGACAACUCGAGGGGAAAAACUUUCAGCUUUAGGGAGAAAAAUUAACUUUAGGGGAAAAAUACAACUUAGGGAAAAAUACAACUUUAGGGAAAGAGCUCCUCUAUGCUGGUACUCCAUAGUGUCGAAAAGGUUACGUCACAUUAAACGAGCACGUUCUACAACCGAACUUUUGGAUCCAGAAAGAAAUCUCAGGUGCAAAUGAGGACAUGGAAAGAUUUUAUUGAAAUACUCCCAAGUCAAGGAGGUGAAGUAAUGCACUGAUGUGAUAUGAACAGUCAGAGUACUUUGCGUCUGUCCUGCAAUGAUUUUUUUGUUUUGUUUUAGAGUUAAAAGGAAAAAAAAAAAAAAAAAAGAGGCUUUAUUCUGUUAAUAUGUAUCUUUACAAUUCUUUGUAUUGUAUAAAAAACUAUUGUAGGUAAUUUACCUUGGGUGCAAUGUGUUCUGUCAAAAGUUUUUAUUUUGAUAUUUUGUCCAGAGAAGCAGAGAGAGAGCAGGAAACGCCGUUUUAUGAUGUUGUCCGUGUGCUUUUAAAGUGCCUCUUUAAUAUUGUUAAAUAAAGUAUGAGAUAAAAAUAUGGGGUGGUACUGUAAAGUCAUCCAUGAUUAAUCUUUUCAAAUAUAUUCCAAUAUUUUCACAGAAA